Bipolaris sorokiniana ND90Pr is the source of this 737-nucleotide messenger RNA. RefSeq lists its product as uncharacterized. NCBI's taxonomy places the organism in Eukaryota, Fungi, Ascomycota, Dothideomycetes, Pleosporales, Pleosporaceae. The transcript has 2 exons. The coding region runs from base 118 to 501 and encodes 127 amino acids. The record is from RefSeq and is a predicted model, not a curated record.
CUUUCAACGCUGCGACUAGCCCUGAAACUUUACACAUCUACUCGCCUCUUUUUUAUUCUUUGGCAGCCAUCACCCACAGCCAUGAAGCAUCAAAUCUCCAUAAGCAUGUUGAUCGCAAUGCUAUUCCUACCACUCUCCUUUGUCUCUGCCUCCAUCGCAGACACCCCCAAAACAUCGCAGAAGAAAGCGUGUGGUUGGGAACUCAUGCAGAACCUCAACAUCUCCAUAGCUAGUCUGGGUACCUUGUACGCGAAACAGACGGGCGACCGCUCCCUGUGCACCCGCCAGGAUAAUGGUUCAGAGUACUGCACUUGCAUUUAUGAGUGUGGCAAUGGUGUUUGGAGUCAUCAUCACCAGGGAAAGACACGUCAACGUCAUUAUGAUGAUGAUGAUCACGAUAAUUAUGACUAUGCUGAAAGUACUACUGAUGUCAAGGCCUGGACUUGGGAACAAGGUUGCGGAAAGUAUUGUCAUGCUGGCGUGUGUGAUGGUCAGGUCUAAGGAGGAUACUAUACUACUACUAGGUUUCAGACAUUCUCUUGGGUAUAGUUAUAUAGCAUGAGGUCAUGUCCUUCUUUUUUCUCUCUUUUACUUUGGAGUAAUAUUGUUAUUGUGGGACUAUAUAGGCAAGGCGUUGGGUUAUUAAUAAAAUGAUGGUUGUUAUGAUAAAUAUUAAUACUAUAACUAUGGUUAUGACUAUAGCCAUUGGGAAACUCAAACCACACCCGCAACAACGG